CUAACUGUUGUGUCGGAUGUGUACUUCCUGCUCGGUCCGCUUGAGGCGCACUUCGGCCCGAUCAGCCUUUUCCCGCUGUUCGAUUAUUUCCGGGUUCACAGAAAACAAACCGGCCGUUUGGCUAAAGAGGUUCGCUGUAGAGUAGAUAAACGGCUCAGACUGCAGCGAUGAGCUACAGAAACUCUGUGGUUUGAAGUGUCUUCUGAGCCUGCUGCCCAAACAUAUAUCCAUUGCCACCCAGAGAACCACGAUGGAGCCACGCACCCCUGGUAUGUCCACCGUCCCUCAGACGGCUCCAGCCCACACCGACUCCAGCUCCCCUGCUGUAGAGAUGGACCCGGUGGAGUACACCCUGAGGAAGCGCCUCCCUCGGAAACUCCCAAAGAGACGUAACGACGUCUAUGUUAACAUGAAGACUGAUUUCCGGGCUCAGUUGGCACGCUGUCAGAAGCUUCUGGAAGGUGGGGGUCACAGGGAGAUCUGUGUCCACGGCUUGGGCCUGGCCAUCAACAGAGCUAUUAAUAUUGCCCUGCAGCUGCAAGCCAGUAGCCAGGGGGCGCUGCAGCUGGCAGCCAACACCUCCACAGUGGAGCUGGUGGAUGACCUGGAGCCUGAAGAUCCUGAUGAGGCUGGGGAGCCCAUGACACGUACACGUAACAACUCUGCCAUUCAUAUUAAGGUUUUCUAUCCAGACCCUCAGUGACAAACUGGUGUGAACGGUGUAACAGGCAGAGAUGCUCGUUUAGUCAACAUAUCCUGUUUGUUCCCUCACUGACCAGUCGAGCACAAAACAUUUUUAAUGGGCAUGUUUGUGUUUGUGUGGAGGCCUAUGAUGGCAGCAGCAGAGGACUGCAGGAGUGAGCAGACAGGGAUGCAGUGUGUCUUCUGUGCAAACCAUACUAGAAGUCUCCCAAAUGGAGAGCUUUAGUCGACUAACAUUUGUCACAUGUAUUGUGUUUUUUUUAAUUUUGCAUGACUUGUACCAACAGUGUUGUUCACCAGUUGAAGCUUUAGUGUAAUAUAAUACAUGUAGACAUGGCUGUGCCAAAUGUGUACCUACAGAUUAAUUUAAUUUGAAAGCCCUCGAGUCUGCAAGUGUUUCCAGCUUUGUGUUCAAGUUUUAAACGUACAAACAAGGAAAAAAGCUGAGAAAUCCUGUUUGCAGUCCAAAUAGGUGUUGUUAAUGUAAAUGUCCACUAGAUGUCAGUAGGCAGCCACAGUAAGCAUGUCGGGAUGUUUCCCUGAGCAGCUGAACUCAUGGCACCAUGUCACAAUAAGGUCUUCUCACAUUGCUUGACAGCAGAGGGUUCAGCUAAAGGUCAGACGGGCCUGAAGUCUUCUUGACUGUGUUUUCAUGUCAUUGAACUGCUGCUCGUGCUUAUUUUGUUUAAGAUGGAUGUAAUGGGAGACGAUGUAUUUAAUUUCUGGUCAAAAAUAAAUCCUCAUGGAAAGUA
Amphiprion ocellaris (clown anemonefish) is the source of this 1454-nucleotide messenger RNA. RefSeq names its product POP7 homolog, ribonuclease P/MRP subunit (gene pop7). The transcript is spliced from 2 exons. The record is from RefSeq and is a predicted model, not a curated record. Bases 251 to 703 code for a protein of 150 amino acids. Gene Ontology annotation, molecular function: nucleic acid binding. Gene Ontology annotation, cellular component: nucleolar ribonuclease P complex; ribonuclease MRP complex; nucleus. Gene Ontology annotation, biological process: tRNA 5'-leader removal. NCBI's taxonomy places the organism in Eukaryota, Metazoa, Chordata, Actinopteri, Pomacentridae.